AUGAACGGCUGGGAGGGGGGCGGGCAGGGGCUGCGAGUCCCCGAGUCCCGCAGGCGGCGGCUCCGCGCCGGGGCCGUGCCGAGCUGCCGAGCCCCGGUCCGCCCGGCCCGAGGGAGGGAGCUCCGGGGCCGGCGCUGGUGCCGGUGCCCGGGGGCGGGCGGGGGCUUCCUGCCGCCGCCUGGCAGAGCCGCCCGCGCCGCGCCAUGGAGCGGCCCCGGCUCCCCGCUGCCCCGGCCCCGGCCGCCGCUGCCCCGGCUCCUGGCCGCCGCAGUGCUCGUGGAAUGCUGCGCUCGGCUUUGUCCGGCUCUGGGCAGCGGGACGGGCUCCGCUUUGAGCGCUGCCGACCCCUGCGCCCACCUGGGCACCGCGGCGGGGCAGCGCUGCCAGACAGGUACGGCUACAGAUCGCCCGCAGCCGGGAGCUGGCACGGGGCAGCCGCCCACACCAGGGGCCGUGGGGCAGCUGUGGACAGAGGCUGGACCGCCGCCCUUCCCCGGGACCCCCGCCGGCACAGCCGAGCUCUCCAGCCCGCAGGAGAGCCCCAGAGCCCCCGGGCUGGGCAGGGACGGGACGGGGCCGGCGGUGCCGGGCGGUUCGGCCGCCGAACCCCCGGGGCCCGCGGUCUCUGCAGGCCGGGAGCAGCCAGCCCCUGCUGCAGGGACCCCAGCCCCUGCGGAGACACGCACAGAUCCUGCCACCACGCACCCCCCGGGCCCUGACCCUCUGGGACAUGUGACAGUAGAAGGUGCCACGACCGCGCAGGGGACGCUUCUGUAUUCACCACGCUCUUUGACAGUGCCAGCUUCUGCCAGGGGACAGUGGAGGUCCAGCAGCAGCCUGCAGGGAUGGAGGGCCGUUGGGACAGCCCUUGUGCAGAGCCAGAGUGACACUGUCCAGCUGGGUGACAGCAGCCCAGGGACCCGCCCGAGCACUGUGCUGGCCACUGACAGCUCAGGGCCAGGGACAGCCGGGACAUCACCCUUUGCUGGGGGGCUGCAGGGGCUGCUGACCCCCACAGGGACACUGCGGGGGACACACUGGGGGCUGCCAGCCCUGUCAGGAGGGCAGGGCUUUGCUUCCCACCCACGGGAGGGUCCCCACUCUGCCCCUCAGCCCUCUGCACUGUCCCUUGGGCCUGGUGGGAGCCCUUUGGCCAGCACAGCCUGGCCAGCCGUGGGGACAGGCCCAGCCUCGCUGCCUGCCACACGCAGGGGCUCAGGUCUGCCUCUGCCCACCACCAUGGCCAGCAGCCCAGGGGUGACAUCUCCCAGCCACAGAGGAGCUCCGGACCUGACCACAGGGGUCUUGGGCCCACCUGACAGAGGGGGUGCCCCUGAGCACAGUCACAUCCCCCUGACCCCAUCAGCCAUCCCAGGGCAGCCUGCUGUCCCCCCGGCCCCUGGCAGCCCUGCUGUGGCCCAGGGCGGGGUGACACACACCACUCCUGGUUCUCCCCACGUGUCUCCGUCCCCACAGCCUGCCCCAGCCAGUGGCUCUGCAGUGACCCUGCUGUCGACCCCUCUGCCUUCCCCAGGGACCAGCUGGGGGGUCCUGGGGUUCGGCCCUACUGUGGGCACCCCUCUGGGGGACCCCUCCCCAGGGCUGCCCCAUUCCAGCUCGGAGGUGGGUCCUGCUGAGAGCCCUCCAUCCCUGGGGGGGACCCAGGUGGGAGUGGGCAGCCUGGCACCCCCCUCAGCAGCUGGGCCUCCCCAGCAGCCAGCUUUGCCCCAGCCUGCACCUUCCCCGGGACCGACCAGUGCUGUUGGUGUCACCACCACCGCUGUCACUGCCACCAUCACAGCAGCCACCAGCCCAGAAAGGCUCGGGGACAUGGGGCCAGUCACAGCAGAGCCACGUGCUGCUGUACUGCAGAGGGAUGUGCAGGGGGUGACAUGGGGAUCCCCAGCUCAGAUGCCCACUGUGAUGCCCGGGCCCCCCCAGCAGCCCACAGGUGACCGUGGUGGGGGCCCUGGGUCCCCCCCAGCUGCUGUGGGCACAGAGCUGGCCCAGCCAUCGAGCAGCCCCAGAGAGAGGGCAGACACUGACACCCCCCAGGUGACACCGGCUGGGGUGGGCAGGGCCCCCCAGGUGUUCAUCGUGGAGGAUCAGCCCCCACUCCUUAGAGCACCCGUCCUGCGCAUCCCCUGUGAGCUGGUGCUGGACACGGCGUUCGCGCCGGCCCUGCAGGACCCCGGCUCCGCCGAGCGCCAGGAGCUGCUGCACAGCUUCAACCAGACGGUCACUCCGCUCUUCACGCCGGUGCCUGGCUUCCUGCGGCUGGAGGUGACCGGCAUCAGGGAGGGCAGCGUGGUGCUGAGCUAUGACGCGCUGUUCGCGGCCGAGCAGCUGCCGGGGCCGGGGCUGGACGAGCUCCUGGAGGCCGCGCUGGGCUCUGCCCGUGCCCGGCCGGGGCUGGCGCUGGGCACGGCCCCCGUCCUGCGCCACGUGGCUCUGGCGCGGCCGCUGGACCCCUGUGCUCUGCUCUUCACCUGCCCGUCCGGCUUCGCCUGCGCGUCCAGGGCGGACGGGAACGUGACCUGCACCUCGCUGUGCCACCGAACGUACUGCAAGAACCACGGCAUCUGCUCGCACGGCCGGGACCAGCAGCCCCGCUGCCAGUGCCCCGUGGGCAGCGAUUUCUGGUUCAUGGGGCUGCGCUGUGACUACCGGGUGACACAGCAGGGCCUGCUGGGCACGGCGGCCGGGGUCCUGCUCAGCAUCGUGCUCCUGGGCGCCGUGCUCGCCGCCGUCGCCGUGCGCCGGUUCAAGGCGCUGCUGCUGGAGGCCAGGGCCGACCAGACCCGCAGCAGCUACCGCCGUUUCUGCCGCCUGGACGACGUCUCGGCCCAGUACUGGUCCCGCUCGGGGCUGCCCUCGGCCAGCUCGCUGGACAACCCGGCCUUCAGCAACUCGGAGGAGCUGCUGCAGCUGCAGGUGCUGGACAGCGGCUGCUGCGGCUGCCGGGGCGACUCGGCUGGAGCCAAGCGGCGCCCGGCGCCCUGUGCCCACCCACAGUGCCAGCCCAGUUUCCAUUACGACUGGGACACCAGCUCCAGCAGCAUGAAUGACCCUAUGGUGGACUCGGGCAAAGCCAGUGACAUCUCGGUGUCAAGCUGGCCCAUGGAGCCCAUCCAGUGGGCUCCUUUCCCUCUCCACCAGCUCUCCAGGCAGCGACCGCACAAGGCGCGCUGGCCGCAGUCGUUCUGCGAGGGGCUGGAGCUGGGCACGCUGGAGCGGAGCUGGACGGCCUGAGCCCACGGAAACGGACGGACACGAGGUUCAGCUUUAAAACCAACCACAUUUUAUUUCCACGUAACGAGCUCAGUGAAGGAAUCCACACACUUGGACGAUACAAUCAACGCGGGUGUGAUGUCAGUGAUGUCAGUCCCAGCGGGGCAGGGCCCGGCGAGCCCCUGCCCCGGCUCCUGUCCGCGCCUCGCAAGCUCUGGCUGGGACUGCGGGCUCCAGAGCAGGCAGAUACAGAGAGGUGUCAGGACACACAGUGCUGGCAUCCACCAGGUCGUGACUUUUGGGGGCAGUCUGGGCAGAAAGGCUGGCGGUUCUGGAGGGCACGUCGGGCUCCGGACGCAGCGGCUCUGCCCCGCGGCCGCCGCAGGGAGGGAGGGAGACACACGAAAGCGUUGCUGCGUCGUUCAUCAUGAUUCAUGUCAAUGAGGUAUAAAC
Molecule: messenger RNA, 3684 nt
Organism: Camarhynchus parvulus
Lineage: Eukaryota; Metazoa; Chordata; Aves; Passeriformes; Thraupidae
Product: collagen alpha-1(I) chain-like
Exons: 12
Coding region: 1-3252 (1083 amino acids)
Source: RefSeq, a predicted model, not a curated record